GGUAUGGCUGCUGUUCGCUGCCUCCAGUGUCUCAUGCCGCCGUCCUGCUGUAUCACGGAGAGACGGCAGCGCUGAUUCCGGUGACCCCCUCGCUGGCACCUCGUGUGCUGUGGACUUCACCUUCCCGGGGCCACCCGCCAUGUCCUGUACCUGCUGACACCCGGGCACCGGCUGUCACCUGUUGUGCGAGCGCAGCAUCCGCGGGAAGCGGGACUGAGAGGAGCAGAAAGUUUCCCGGAGUUGUCUCCCCGCCCAGAACUGAUGCUCCAGCGCUCUGCCUCCUCAGCAGCAGCAGAGUACCACAAGUAGCCGCACACCGUGCCCGCCCGUGUGCACAGAGCCCUGAUGUACAGCAUGAUGAUGGAGACGGACUUGCACUCCCCCGGGGUUCAGCCCCCCAGUAACACGGGGCAGGCCGGGGGAGGAGGGGGUAACAAGGCCAGCCAGGACCGGGUGAAGCGGCCCAUGAACGCCUUCAUGGUGUGGUCCCGGGGGCAGAGGAGGAAGAUGGCGCAGGAGAACCCCAAGAUGCACAACUCGGAGAUCAGUAAGAGGCUGGGGGCCGAGUGGAAAGUUAUGUCCGAGGCCGAGAAGAGGCCAUUCAUAGACGAGGCCAAGAGGCUGCGAGCCCUGCACAUGAAGGAGCACCCGGAUUACAAGUACCGGCCCCGGCGCAAGACCAAGACCCUGCUGAAGAAGGACAAGUACUCCCUGGCCGGGGGGCUGCUGCACGCGGCCGGCGGGGGGCACAUGGGGGUCGGUCUGAGCCCCGGUGGCGGCACCGGCGGAGGGGGCGGCGGCACCGGCGGAGUGGUGGUGCAGCGCCUGGAAAGCCCGGGCUCAGGGGCCUCCGCUGGGGCCGGAGGAUACGCUCACAUGAACGGCUGGGCUAACGGCGCUUACCCGGGCUCCGUGGCCGCCGCAGCCGCUGCUGCCAUGAUGCAGGAGGCUCAGCUCGCUUAUAGUCAGCAGCAACAGCAGCACCCUGGCAGCGGGGGGCACCACCCGCACCACCCUCACCAUCCACACCACCAUCCGCACCACCACCCGCACCACAACCCCCCUCCUCACCCGCCGCCUCCCCCCCAGCCUAUGCACCGCUAUGACAUGAGUGCCCUGCAGUACAGCCUGCUCCCCGGGGCGCAGAGCUACAUGAGCGCCUCUCCCUCCGGCUACGGGGCGCUGAGCUACUCCUCCAGCCAGCAGCAGCACCAGGGAUCGCCGUCCUCCGCGGUCUCCUCCCUGGGCUCCCUGGUCAAGUCCGAGCCCAGCGUCAGCCCCCCUGUCAGCGGAGGAGGCCCGCACAGCCGGCAGCCCUGCCCCGGGGAUCUGCGGGAGAUGAUCAGUAUGUACUUACCCAGCGGGGGGGAGACUGGAGACCCGGCGGCAGUGGCGGCGGCCGCGGCGGCGGCAGCGGCAAACAGUAGACUGCACAGCUUACCCCAACAUUACCAGGGGGCAGCCAGCACGGGGGUAAAUGGCACCGUGCCCCUCACACACAUCUGACAGGACAGAGACUCAGUGCGAUGAUCACCGGCUCCUGGCAUCUUCCCCGUGUGAUCACUGCCCAGAACUUGUCGCUUGUUUUCUUUUGUACAGAAAUGUUUUCAUGUUUUAAUGAUUGUAAAAUAAUUCUAAUAUUAAUAAUAAUAAUACAAUGGAAAGUGAAGGUAAUGAUAACUCUGGCCAAUGUAGACGCGGCUCCGGUGCGGUUCUGUACAGUAUUUAUAGCGGCGGCUCCUUCAUCUUUCUGUUCCUUUCCUUUGGCCUCUUGUUGCAGUUUUCGUUUCUUUGCCUUUGAUCUUGUAUGUGACGCUGAUUAUUUAUGGCUCCGGAGUUUCUUCCCUUUUUAUUCGUUUAUUCUUUUUCUAAGCGUUUCUGUAUUUGUUUUCGUUUUUUUAUGAUUUCUUGUACAUUGCUGGUGAAAUAUUUUUUAUUCUAGCCGGUGCGGAUUCCUAUUGUAUACAUAGUUUAUGAAACGUCUUCUCUGCUUUAAAAAGAAAACCAAGUCAUCAGA
Molecule: messenger RNA, 2017 nt
Organism: Bufo gargarizans (Asiatic toad)
Lineage: Eukaryota; Metazoa; Chordata; Amphibia; Anura; Bufonidae
Gene: SOX1
Product: SRY-box transcription factor 1
Exons: 1
Coding region: 346-1506 (386 amino acids)
Biological process (GO): anatomical structure morphogenesis; regulation of DNA-templated transcription; cell differentiation
Molecular function (GO): DNA-binding transcription factor activity, RNA polymerase II-specific; RNA polymerase II cis-regulatory region sequence-specific DNA binding
Source: RefSeq, a predicted model, not a curated record